This is a messenger RNA of Cladocopium goreaui, 1047 nucleotides long. Lineage: Eukaryota; Dinophyceae; Suessiales; Symbiodiniaceae. The record is from the annotation of a GenBank genome assembly.
AUGUUUUUCCCUUCAAAACUCGCUGUCAGUUGGCCAGCUCCGCCAGGACUGUGGCUCUUGGGUUUGCAUCAAACUGCAUUGCCAAGUCAGCUGGGUCAAGCUGCACAGGUGGCGGUGCAACCGCCAGUGCUGGAGGUUCCCAAGGCGCCGCCCAAACUGCCCAGAGCCCCGAAAGCGCCGAAACGGCUCCACUGGGCGCCGCUGCCUUCCCCGGAGCAGGUGUGGGCCCACUCCUGUGUCUCCAAGAAGAAGUUGGAGACUGCGCUGCAGGACCCCACGGUCACGGCCAUCGAGGUGGAUGUGGCCAUGGGCUACUUCACAGGAAGUGGCGAUGAGGUGGUUCCUGUGAUGGCUCAUCCGCCAAUCCUCACGUCAGAUCUCACCUUUGAGGAUUUCCUGGAGGAGCUCAUCCGGGAUGGCCGGCGUCACGUGAAGUUCGACUUCAAGGACUUGGAAGCGGUGCGGCGCUGCCUCCCGCUGUUGGCGCAGCACAGUGGCGAGCUGGCCGCCAACGGACAGGCCGUUUGGCUGAAUGCCGACGUGCUGCCGGGCCCGGGGCUCCGGCGCUGGAGCGGCGGCGUCCUGAACGCCGAGGAGUUUCUGAGGACCGCGGAGGAGCAGUGCCCAGGUGCCCAUUUGAGCCUUGGUUGGAAGGCCAACCCUGUUGGCUCCGAGGCCUACAACGAGGCCGACUGCCGGGCCAUGGCCGAUCUCUGCAGGCACCACGCCAAGCAGAACGUGGUCUUCGCCGUCGCAGCACGCACCGCGGCGAAGAACUUUGAGCCGCUGGCUGCGUUGCUGGCGCAGGUGCCUGGCAGCCAGCUGCUCUUCUGGACGGGCGCCUGGGAGCCGCCACUGCUGCAGACCACGCUGCGCACGUUGCACCGUCAGCUGCAGCAGCACGACGUGCUGCAGCGCUGUGGCUUCGAUUGUAAAGUGCUGGAGCCAAGGCACGUCUACAGUUUUAUGACUUCCAUCAUCACCUUGCUGGCUGACACGGGCAAUGCCUUGCUCCGCUCCAUGUUCGCCCCGCGGCCAUCUUGCUGA